Molecule: messenger RNA, 816 nt
Organism: Aspergillus aculeatinus CBS 121060
Lineage: Eukaryota; Fungi; Ascomycota; Eurotiomycetes; Eurotiales; Aspergillaceae
Exons: 1
Coding region: 122-658 (178 amino acids)
Source: RefSeq, a predicted model, not a curated record
CGGCUACAGAUCUUCCGAGGGAUUGGCGCCCCUUGUGGUCUCUCGUUCGGUGAUUAGGACCAGAGUCCCAUGUGCGCUGUGUUGCACAUCAGGUGAGAUCCGGGUAGGUUAGUGGUUUGCUAUGGAUUGGAUCUUAUCUCUGGCUCUUGAGGCUCGGUUGGAUUUAUUGGCUCCUUGCUACCUUGCUGGGACGGCUAAGAUGCACUGUUCAUCUGUAUUCUGUCAUCUGUGGCUGGGUUGGUGUAGGGAUCGUCUCCGGUUUGCCCGGCAUGGGUACAGUUGUCAUUGGCAGAAAUGGGGUGUCCACCUUCGACCAGUCAUCACCCAUAUGUCGUGUGUCUUUACCUCUUUCUCUUUUUUGCCAUCUGGUCGGUGUCGUUGGUCCGUGCAGCUUCAAAUUGUCGUCGUGCUAUAUAUUUGCAUCGGGAGAGGGCGUUUCUGGGCAGUAGUUGCCACUCCCAACCCACGGUCAAUUGCACGAAGUGGUCGGACCCUCGCCGACCGUGGAUGUGGAAUGAUAGUUUUCGGGAUCCACCAUGUACCAUGCUCAUUCUACACUUUCCACCAUGAUGGAGGUGGUCUGUAUCUACACCGCGCGCGUCCAUGGACAGCGGACACAGUGCGCCGGUGGAAAGGUAUGUUACCGCACCUACGAUAAUAUAACACCCGACCACAGGCUACUCAGCACAGGACCAAUCGAGAUAGAUAAAAAACAUAAGAUGAAAAUAUAUAGAAGUAGAAAGCCCGCCUAUAACUCAGACUAAUAAGGCAGCAAAUCUAUUGCGCAUUGAGAACCUUGAAGUCAUGUAUUGUUUC